AAGUAGAAACGAAUAAAACGAGUAGACGAAGGAAAACUGCCAAAAGUGAAAAAAUUGUGUGAAAAUCGACUUUUCUUUGUGAUUUGCAAACAUUUUUAUGGAAAAUCUCACAAAAUUUUUAAGUUAAAUAAACAUUACAAUCAGAACUAGUGCAACAUAUAAUAUUCGAAAAUAAAACGCGCAAUUGUGAAGAAUAAUUAUAGUGACGUGAGGCCGAGCAAUUGAAAUUUCAAUACGCAUACGAAAAGCAAGCACAAGAGAAAAAAAUUGCUAUUUAGAAACUGCGGAAGGAGGCAACAGUGUAAGAUGAGAGUCGCUUAUAAACAUCAGUAACCGAAGAUUAUUCAACUGAAACAGUUGUUAAAUAUUUGCCAAAAGCGUUGUGUAGAAAGAAAACUGAAUAUCUGCGAAAGUUAAUUAAUAUUGGGUCGGAAACAAAACAAAACAAUCAAACAAUUGAAAACAGCUCACAGAUUCCAUUUAAUUUCUGUUUUUGUAUUUUACGCGAUCUCAAAUUAUAUUAAAGUAAAAUCGAUUGUGGUUGCAAAUUUGAAAAAUGAACGAAACAACUGCAGCGACAACUUCGUCCACAACGUCUUCAGCCGCCGCGGUUGCUGAUAGUGCCAGUGCUGUGGCGACUACAAAAACUGCAUCAACAGUGAACUCAGCUGGAAGUGUUGCGUCAGCGUCUAUUCCAACAACAACAACAACUGCAAAAGCAACAAGUGUUAAACUAUUAAUAAAAGCCUCAAACCAACAGUAUGAAGAUCAAAUCCUCGAUAUUGACUUGCUAUGGACGGUAAAGCGAUUAAAAACACAUUUGGAAAUGGUAUAUCCAAAUAAACCGCCCGUUGACGAGCAGAAGCUAAUAUAUUCCGGUCAGCUUUUGAAUGAUAACUUGCUGUUGAAGGAUGUUAUACGGAGCUACAAAGACGUCUAUACACAUAAUCACAUAAUACAUUUAGUGUAUACACCGAAAAACUCUCUAAAUAGCAAUUUCAAACAGAAGCCGAAAGUUAGCGUUUCCUCGUCCUCCGCUAACAUGAGUCACAGUGGUAAUACCAGCGACGGGCUGCGGCAGCGUCAUGUUGCAGGAUCGAAUUCUGCAAACGCUACACCUCAAUAUAAUGCACAACAACAGUACUAUCAACAAUACCAGCAACAGCAGCAGAACUUUUUGUUGCCACAAUUCAAUCAACAAUUACAAAAUCUGCCGUGUCCCACAUAUGAUCCUAACAACUCUCAAAAUGUGUUGCCUUUUCCGAUGCCUGGACAAUUCAAUAUUCAAGCUAUGGCCACACAACAAGCUGCUAUGUACCAAUGGAUGCAGCAGGUCUAUUCGCAAUAUAUGGAACAGUAUACACGAAUGGCUACUAGCACGUCAACGCCAACUGGAAUCGCCAAUUUUUCUAUGCCAAAUGUAGCAACAGCCACAGCAGCCAAUUUGCCGGCAGUCGGUGUUAGUCCAUUGGGUUUCAAUCCUUUUCUACAACAGAUGCCUUUUAUAGCGCCAACCACAACGGCGGGUGUAGCUGCCGGCGGCGCUAACAAUCCUGUGAUAUCGGCAGCGUCUUUGGCGCAAGCUGUGCCCGCUGCGGAGAGCAACACAGCUGCGGAGGCGGCUGUUGGCGAGCAACCCCAACAGGCGCAGGCACAGCCAGAACGGCAACAAGCAGUUGCGCCACGUUUUCCCAAUAUUGUGCAGGAGGAACAAGAGAAUCGUGAUUGGUUGGACAGUUUCUUUGCGAUUACACGUCUCGCUAUCUUUUUGACAAUUCUGUACUUUAACUCAUCUCCAUUGCGCUGUCUUGCGGUUGUCAUAAUUGCUGGUGGUAUUUAUCUCUACCACAUCGGUGUGCUGCGUCUGCGUAAUGAGCGCAACAACAAUAAUAUCAAUCGCAAUAACAAUGCAGCGGAUGCUGACCAAAUUCGACGAGGUGUGCGACAAGUACAACAAGCUGCACAGGCCGACGAACGGCGUAAUCCGGAGAACGACGGUGCUGCCGCCGAUCCUGCUGCCGACAGUCAACAAGCUGCCACCGUUGCGGCCGGCGCGGAAAGUACUGCGCCAGCGGCAGCUGAAGCCAUUGAAAAUAUCAAUAAUACCGCAUCUGUGAUCUCCGUUUUGCGCACUUUUGUGGUGACAUUUUUCACUUCUUUGCUACCCGAAACGCCGACACUUUGAAGGGAGACAGAAAUUGAAUUGCUUUCGAUUGAAAAUUUAUGCGCAGUUUCCUAUAUGUAUUUUUAAAAUAUUUGUAUUAAUCUAACCAAUGUUUGUUUAUCUUCCGAUAACGUUAACACCACCGUCGUUUAUAUGCGCCAAUACAAAUGUAUGGGAACUUUAGCCGUUAUAUUAAAUUCGAAACAUUUUGGACGCGGCAUGUUAAUACAAAUAUGCUUACAUGCAAGUGUAAUGUAAUUAUUCACAGAUUCUAAAGAAAGCAAACUGUUUUUUCUCUAUUUAUUAUUAUUUUUUUUUAAGAAUUUGAAUGUUAGAAUAGUAUUGAAAAUACCUGUUACAUGCCGCUAAUCACUGAUUUAAGCAAUGGUUGUUUAGUGCGUUUAAUGGAUAAUCCAUUGUGAAAGAAUUCUGCUAAAAUAUAUUGAAACUAUUGAAAUCUGUAGCUUACGACGUUGGAUCCUUAUUUAGCUGCACUCACGACAUCAACUAUCAAUAUACCGUUUUAGUACACAUUAACUGAUUUUUGCUAUUGUUGCGUCUGUUGGCGUUU
Molecule: messenger RNA, 2735 nt
Organism: Bactrocera oleae (olive fruit fly)
Lineage: Eukaryota; Metazoa; Arthropoda; Insecta; Diptera; Tephritidae
Source: RefSeq, a predicted model, not a curated record